Ceutorhynchus assimilis (cabbage seed weevil) is the source of this 315-nucleotide messenger RNA. Lineage: Eukaryota; Metazoa; Arthropoda; Insecta; Coleoptera; Curculionidae. The record is from the annotation of a GenBank genome assembly.
AUGUCAACUGUGUAUUGUAAGAUUGUGUUGAAAAUUGAUCAAGAGGAAGUUAAGGUAGAACAUGCGAGACAAAUCUAUGAGUUGAACCAGAUCAUAAAGGGUACAGAUGAUAUUAUAACAAGGAUGAGAAGAAGAACUUUGGACUUUGAGGAUGACGUAUUUGCUUCAGAGAAACAAUCUGAAAAGAAACUCCAAGAAUGUAAAACCAAAAUAAUGAAUUUGGAGGAGGACCUCAAAUCCACUAAAGAAGAACUUCUAGACAAGCAAGAAAAAAUUAAAGAAUCAUUAUUACCAUUAAAAAAAAGUGAAAAAUAA